AUGGGAAUAUAUUUUGCUAACCACUAUGACUUAUAUAUUGAUACUGACUACCAAGUAGAGGAUUUAAUUAAUCCAUCUGAAGAGUUAGAACUACUUGAAACUUCGUAUAUUUCUAAUAGUAACCUUCAAUUAACCCAAUAUUCUGACCCUACCAAUAUUACUUACUUAGAAGAUAGCUCUUUUAGUGAAGAAUCUAUAUCAUAUCAAUUACUUAUUAGUACUUCUCCACCUGAAUCUGUAAUUUUAAAUCCUAAUUUUAGUACACCCUGUGAAUCAUUUGGUUUUGAAACAGAUCAAAUUCUUGAUCAAAUUGAUAUUGAAGCAAACCCUACUAUUUUAGAAAAAGAUCCAGAUCAGAACCUUGGAAUUAUAGAAGAAAUCUAUCUAGAAGUCAAGAAAGGUACAGAAGAAAUACUCAAGAUUAUAAUUGAUAUGAUAGAAGCAGAUCUAGAGAUUAUAAUCGAUAUGAUAGAAGCAGGUCUAGAAGAUACUCUUUUAAAUAAUACUAGUAUUAGAGAAGCUUUAGCAAAUUACCUACAAAGUGACUCCAAUAUUGUAAAUCUGAUGUACUCUAAUAGGCCACGAACUAUUCCUGUGAAGAAUCAAACAACUAUUCGUAAUAAACUAUUUACAGCUAUUAUUGAUAGUAGAGUUGCUAUUAUUAGACUUUUAGAUGUUAUUAAAGAUGUUUCUGUAGAAAUUGCAGGAAUUACUAUUUCUAUUUUCAUAGAAGUUGUAUUAGCAACUACUUACUCUCUUAUUUUGAAAAAUGAUUGGUCUCGCAAAAAAGAAGAAUAUGAAGAUGAGGAAUUGAUUUUUCAUGAAGCCUAUACCUUAAAAGCAGAAUCUAACAAUAUAGAAGAUUCGGGAUAA
Messenger RNA from Racocetra persica, 873 nucleotides. The record is from the annotation of a GenBank genome assembly. NCBI's taxonomy places the organism in Eukaryota, Fungi, Glomeromycota, Glomeromycetes, Diversisporales, Gigasporaceae.